Molecule: messenger RNA, 480 nt
Organism: Rotaria sp. Silwood1
Lineage: Eukaryota; Metazoa; Rotifera; Eurotatoria; Philodinida; Philodinidae
Source: the annotation of a GenBank genome assembly
AUGGCUGCUCUUCGAAUUUUUCCAUUUAUUGGUGCACUUAUUGCUAUAGCUGCUGUUGUAUUAGCAGUUAUUGGUAUUGCAACUAACUAUUGGUUUUUUACUGCUUUUAAUACCCAUGCAGGUCUUUGGGAAAGAUGUGACGGUGGGAUUUGUAUACGAAUAAAUGGUGGACGACCAGCAGCUCUGGCUAUUGUGGCUAUCAUUGCCAUUUGUAUUGCAGCUAUUUUGGCUAUAUUCAGUGGUUUUUCAAGAAAUAAAUCAGAUGCAAACAAUAGUGUAGCACGUCUUUGUGGUAUUAUAUCGGUUAUAUUACUUUUUUCAAGUGGUAUUCUCAUUGCUAUAUCACUUUAUCUAUAUUUUGGUGCCAAAUAUGCUACAGGAUACUCAUUUACUCUCAUGGCUAUUGCACAAUUUUUAAGUUUUCUUGCUGCUAUGCUUGUUGCUCAUUGGAUGGGACAUUCAUUCACUGUAAUUACUUAA